GCAAAAAGAAUUGGCUACCAAACCUUGGACAAGCUGGCUUACAAUCUUUCAAGACUCCACCAGUACGGGCGACAUCGUUCUGCUCUCACCUUUCGUCCUCCCACCUUUCGUCCUCUCUUCUUGCGACUCAAGCGGCCUCCAAAUUUAGAUUCCGUUGGGUCCCGGUCCGAAGACAAUGCGGAAUGGGUCAACGACCCCGAAGAAUUGGAGGGACAGUUGAAAGAUCUCUUUUUAAAAUCCCCAGCACAAAAGCAUUCAAUAUUCUUAUCCGCGGAUUUUACAAUGCCCGCAAGCGCACGCGGUCCUCAGCAAAGUACACAAAUACUCGAAAGAAGCUGGAAGGCGCGGCGUGGUUGUCCUUCAAGGCAAUGCUGGCGUGCAACCAAGCGCCUGACAAAUACACCUUUUCGACUCUCGUCAAUCUCUGCACACUCACAGAUGAUUUUAAAGGAAUGAGAGGCGUCCUACUGGUAAUGAAACUGCUAAAAGGAACGUUUACACCCGAUUUGCAUGUCCUGGGCAGUAUCAUAGCCUACGGAGUACAGUCCAAUCGUCCCGAGUUGGCCCUUGCUGGUCUACGUGCAAUAAGGACGGAAGGCUUGACGCCAAAUAUACAAAUCUUGACUCAUCUGAUACAAUGCGCGGCUAACGAUCGCAAUUGGGACGCUGGAAUUGCUUUGUGGAGUGAUGUCAAGGUAGCAUAUCACGCAGGGGAGACGCUUGAUGAACGGUUAUUCUGGGAAGUGCGCCGACUGUGUCUUCGAUGCGACAAACACAAAGAGUGGCAACAACUCAUGGAAGUAGCCGCUACGAUUGGGUUCGAAGGGGAGUCCGUGCGAUUUUCUCGUUCGGAACCAGGACGCUCCUCUCGGCGUCGCCUGCGGGACCAUGUUGAUCCAGGUGCCCCGGAGGGAAAGAAAUCGACAUCAGAAGCUGCCUUUGCGGGAGCUCUUACCACCCUGGCUGCGAGUCUGGGAGCAGCAAUUUAUGCUGGCACCAACAAAGAUGACAAAAGGCCAACCGCAAAACCCGAAAUUCAGAAACCGACAUAUGGGAUAGUCAAAGGUAAAAUGGCUCCUCCGAGGAGAACGGGUUUCGGACCUACAGGAGUGCCUGUGUCUUUGGGGUUUGCUUUGACCACACUCGCUGCAAAUGUGGGAGCAGCGGUUUACACCAAUGCCAAGGAGGAUCGCACUGGGAACGUGGGAGCCGUGAUCUUUGCUGCCUCCAAGGAAGAUCAGCUCUCCCGAAACGCAAUCUAAGCACACGUAACCUAGGGCGUGGACCUCAGGUUGCCCGUGUGUCUUCGUGUAUUCAAACAGUUCGCCUACAAAGACACUGCUAGUAAGCAGCCUACAAGGGCACUGCUAGUAAGCAGCAUAGUACCAGGUGAUUACUCAGACACUAUUCAUCAGCUAGCUAGAUGUACUCGGCAGCUUACAAAGGGGCAUGACUGAGGACGGAGGGAAGAAGCAGCGCCGAUAGCUUUGGAGACGACAUAAAAGCAUUCUAUUUAGCAUUUUGUCGGAAAGAAACUCGUAUUCCAUCUAUCAACUUGAUGGUGAAUAUACUCUCAUAACCUUCAGUUUCCUAUCUCAAGCCGGAUUCAAACCCACGAACGCGAAGACGAAAGGGGUUACUGGAAUCGCUAUGUAGCCAAUGCCGGCAUAGACGAUCAACUUCGUCACAAC
Molecule: messenger RNA, 1691 nt
Organism: Saitoella complicata NRRL Y-17804
Lineage: Eukaryota; Fungi; Ascomycota; Saitoellomycetes; Saitoellales; Saitoellaceae
Exons: 2
Coding region: 183-1262 (359 amino acids)
Molecular function (GO): protein binding
Source: RefSeq, a predicted model, not a curated record